GAAUCACCUGUCUCACGGCAUGCAGGGCACUUCCGAAGAGCCCUUCACUUGUCCAACGAACACAGAACUAUACAUACCUUAACGGUAGAUGCAGAUAUGGCACCUCCAACCUUUUCUCUCUGCUUUGCAUUUUGGACACACCGGGACCCGUAUCCAAAGUCCGCAGAUCCUUAGCUCUUGAACAUGGCUCUAGUGCCCCAGCGUGGGGAAAGUCCUCCGACACCUCUGUACACUAGACGGCUCUCACCACACCUACAACGGCAAACCACAUCACUUCCUCCAUGUUCAGAUACUACUGUUGCCCGUGCUCGAAGCAACGUGCAAUAUGUCUCUCGAAGCGAACACUGGAAUGAAUUCCUUGAUGUCUUCUCAAUGCUUUGGGACGGCGAUCGAAGAAUGACACUGAAUCAGUUGAAGUCAACAAUGGAGGAAGUAUACGGGUUUUGGGCGACUAUCGAUCAACAUAAGAAGAAGUUCAAAGAAUGGUACAAAAAAGGGGUCCUGAAGCCAAAGUACCGGAAGCGGCGUAAUUCACAGGACAUUAAAAUGAUCGAGCAGGAGUACCCUCUCACGCCUGCAUCCACCCCCGAUACCGUGGCGUCGCCCUUUACAGAAGAAGAGAGCGCGAUACCUUCCGCACUUGCUCCCAUUCGCCCGGUUGCGCACUCUACUACUCAAAGUAGCCGCCCCGGAGACGCAUCUAGACUACCGCCGCCACGAUCCCUUAGCACACCACACCAGAACUAAUUCUAUUGCCUGCUUGGUAGUCUUUGGGAUGCAUAUUUUAAUUCCAUAUAUGGCCAUGCAGAUGAGAUUGAGGUGGGGCAUGCUGUUCGUAGUAUGAUUGAGUUCAUAUUCGAAGUAGCUUC
Molecule: messenger RNA, 869 nt
Organism: Trematosphaeria pertusa
Lineage: Eukaryota; Fungi; Ascomycota; Dothideomycetes; Pleosporales; Trematosphaeriaceae
Exons: 3
Coding region: 184-747 (187 amino acids)
Source: RefSeq, a predicted model, not a curated record